Messenger RNA from Caenorhabditis sp. 36 PRJEB53466, 411 nucleotides. The record is from the annotation of a GenBank genome assembly. NCBI's taxonomy places the organism in Eukaryota, Metazoa, Nematoda, Chromadorea, Rhabditida, Rhabditidae.
AUGAAUGUGAAAAUGAGAAUGAGCUACCUGCUAACCCUUCUUCUCUUCGCCAUACUCACCGCCGCCUGCUUCUUCAUACUCGCCGCCGACGUCCUACUCUUUUUGGCUCGGCUCGACGUGCAACACGCAAAAUUUUACGUCUACGGUAGGAUUUUUGAAGUGUGCACGUGAUUUGCAAAGUUUUGAUACCCGAUACUGGCUGCGUUUUGAGCGCACAUCUCGAGCUGAGCGCUGAGAGCAACAUUUUGCUCAAAACGUUUAAAUUCGAUUCCAGGAGGCGUUCUCUACCUCGCUUUCUCCCUCAUUCUCAUUCUCCACGUGUCGCGAUGCGUUGUCGAAGACACCUACGACACAUUUCACGAUAUUAUUCAAGGCGCGGAGGACGAGAGGAACUUUGUUGAAACUGUAUGA